UUUAUUUGUGCACUAGUUUUGUGUUAAAUUAUUUAAUUACCCUAAACAUUUUGUGAUAAUUAACACACAUUAUUUGACACUAAUAUAACUGUUUUAAAAUGACCAGGAGUGCCCGAUGACUUGGUAGCAAAAUGGGCCGGUAGUAACCACACACUCGAGAUUAGCAAAACUGGUGAUGAGGUUAGCAUUAAGUCAACUAACGGCGAUCACGUGCGGGAGACCAAGUUUAAGCUUGGUGAAAAAUACACUGAAAAAUUUGCCGGCAAAGAUGUGCAGGCAAUUGGUGUGAAGGAAGGCAAUCGUCUCACUCACACCAUAGGAGAGGGCGACAAACAAUUGCAAGUUGUCUAUGAGUUCAAUGAGGGUGAGCUGAAGGUGACGAGCACUGCGGGCCCGGUUGUGGCCGUCCGUACGUACGCUAAACAAUAGGCGCCCAACCGCUCAUUGGACAUUAUAACAACCAUGCUUAUAUUUUGAUAAUUCUAUUUUAUAUUUUAAAAGUAAUAUUU
Medioppia subpectinata is the source of this 509-nucleotide messenger RNA. The record is from the annotation of a GenBank genome assembly. NCBI's taxonomy places the organism in Eukaryota, Metazoa, Arthropoda, Arachnida, Sarcoptiformes, Oppiidae.